GGUGCCAAACCACUCAAAGACAAUAUUACGUUCCAGUUAAACUUCAAGUUCACAUUUCAAUUUUAAAAGCUAAGCUUAUUACAGUAAGCAUAUCCCAUUCAAAAUCAUUUCUUUAGUCAGGAUCAAAGUAUCAUACAUUUAUUAUGUACUCUUUAAUUAAACGUUUGUUUUCUGUUAAAUUGAUUUUGACUAAUGAAAUUAUUUGCUUCUUAGUAACAUCCUUAACUUUUUGCCGGAUAUAUUUUUUUGCCAUUCCUCACCACAAACCCUUUCGGCGGGGGAUACCAAUUCAUCGAAUUUAGAUCUAUAAAUAGCAUGUAGUAAAAGUAUUUACGAACGUUACCGAUUACACCGUCACUCUAUCAAGACAAGUAAGUUGAGUUUCACAAAUAUAUAAUUGUAAAAAAAUGUGUAAGAUAUUGAAUAAUAGGAAAAUGUGUUUUGUCUACAAAAUGAAGGAAAUGAAUUAGUUUAUACAUAUCAGAACCUGGGAGAAAUGUAGUUAAAAUGUCUACCAACGUCAUAUUUAGCGAGGUUUGUGGUGAAAAUGUUGAACUUUCUGAUGACAAAAAAGUAGCGACAUGGGUAUCAAAGAACUCUGAUGGAUGGGCAUGUAGCGAAGCGGAAUUAAAACCAGGAAAAAUUGUUGAAGUGAAAGUAGAAGGAAGUGGGCGAUGUGAUAUCGGCUUCAUGAAAGAAGAACAAACUCCAAUCUCAUUCAAAACAUUGAAUGUAAUACGUGCGCAUCGGAGAACAUGUAGAAUUGAAGUUACAUUAAAAGAAAAUGGCGACGAAAUAUCCUCAAAAUUUGGUGAGAAGACUUUCAAGAAAAAAAUAGAAAAAGAGACAAAAGUUUGGAUUGCUAUAUACAUCAGAUAUGGUGAAAUGUCUGUUGAGCUCAUGACAAAAGGUGAUCCUCAGAGUAACAAGAAGUUUUCGUCUGCUAAACAUGGAACAAAUAUUACAUUAGAAAAUGACAACAUACGAGCCACAUCAGUUAGUAAAAAUCCAGCAUCCGUUUGUUUCAUAUCAGAGCAACUAGAAGUUGGAGGAACAUUACACCUCAAUUGCGAGCCAGAAAAAGAAGGGGAUAGGCAACCUAGUCGGUAUGGAUUAAGAUUACAUGUCUCUGAGAAAGACCCUUCAACCCUGAAGAACGAAUUCAAAUAUUUAUUUGAAGCUUCUUACAUUAAAACAAGUGAUCCGCCUCUCACGACUAUUGAAAGUUUUGAGAAAGACGAAUGUAACGGUGAAAUAACUGUAACUCUUUCUGACAGUAAAACCGUACAAUACAAAACGGCGAGAGGUAAACAGAACAUACAGGUUUUAAACUUUAACGCCAAGAAUGGCGUCUGGGUUGUUCUUGGCCUAUAUAUGGUUAAAGCACAAGCAGUCAGUUACGAAACUAUAUCCGGAGCAGUUGGAGGGCCAGUUUCCAUAACUACUGGUGUUGAUGAACCGGACAGUUUACCCUUAAGACCUAGAGUAACUGCAGUUCCGCCAGAGGAUAAUGUGGAAAGGCAUGAUCGUCAAACUGCAGGUGGCAGUGAGGAAGUGGUUAAACAUCUUGCUGGACGCGUGAUGAGUCUUGAACAGGAUCUCCAAACCAUGAGACUUCAAACAAAAACUUCUACAUCAUCAACUUCGCAAGCGGUUCCAGUACCCAACAUACCUCAAGUGGUUUCAAGCCCUGACUUGAACGUCUUGGCUGAUGAGCUUGGAGAUAAACUGGACUUACAGACGCGAUUUCCAGACUUGGUACGGGAGAUAGAUACAAAAACAUUUUGUGAUCAUUUAUAUGCAAAGGAUAUUAUUACGCUUACACAGAUGGAAUCAAUCGAUGCUGUAUUAAAAAAUAAUGGCUCGGCAGAUGCAAACAGAGAUCUAUUGAACAUCAUGAAAACGAAACGCAUAGAAAAGGACAUCAUGAUUCAAAUAGUUGAGGAGUCUCAACAAUCACACCUUCUGAAAAUGUUUUACCCUCCCGAUGAGAAUGCAUAUAAACACCUUACUGGACAAAUUAUAAGUGUGGGACAAGUACCGCAAGAUGUAAGAAUCGAAACUCAAAAUUCUGCAUCAACAAAAGUCCAAGCGGGUAGAGUCCCUGUGAAACCCCGGAAAGUUUUAAGCCACGAUUUGAACGUCAUGACUAAUAGCGUUGGGGAUGAGCUAAACUUAGAGAAACGGUUGCCAGAUUUGUUACGACUGAAAGAUAGAGUGGGACGUCAUCUUAAAGAUUUUUGUACAACUGUUGAACAAUAUGAAGAAAAGAAAGGAGGCAGUAGUCAAACUAAGAGUCCUGGACAUAUAAUAUACGCAACAUGUGUUGACUUCAAAACCAGUCUCCAAGACAGGAUACUAAAAGGCAAAGAUAUCACAAUAGAUUUCGAGCCACCAUCUAGAUGUGUAGGAGAUGUAAACUGUCACCACACGCUUACCAAUGAUAAUGUCGAUAUUCUAAUGAAUCACGCAAUGCACACAUAUUUGAACUCCGGAACCUGUCAUUCGGACAGAAAGCCGUGUCGUGCACGUUUUCUACAUCUGACUGUUUGUUCAUCAGAAACAAUCUUGAUGAUAGAUACACACCAAAACUUGCAUAUCUCACUUUACUAGAAUUAUACUUAAAGAACUUAAAUUUCGACAAGUCUGAUGUUGAAGUUGAACACAAUGUAUAUGCCAGAUCAAUUAUAUUAGACUAUAUUUGUUAUACUCUUGUGAAAAGCCACAAGGAUGUCGUGGAAGCUUACCCGUCGACGAAAGAAAAUACAUUUGUAUUAAUUGCUUUUACAAAAAAUGACAACGAUUAUCAAGAACUAGAAACGUUUAACGGUCUUCAAGUUUUAUGUAGGCCAUACCUUACAAAGUCGUCCGAAUCUAUUUUGGCUGAAAAUUAUGCACAAGAGCAAGGGUUGCAUUGCUCGUUUGGAAAGGAUAUUCAAUUGCUAAACGAAGUCAUCGAGUCGAAAACAGGAGCGUUAUUUACCGAUCAUAGCAAUAUUGAAGGCAUUGGUUUAAGCAUGGUCAGGUCUACGAGCAAAGGUUUUGAUACAUCCUCACCUUGUGUGGUACUUUAUUGCAAGUGUAAGUCUUACAUUCCUUUCGGUGAACAAGAGUUUCCAAAAUACCUAACCCACUGGAGUGGUAUUUCAGUUAAAACUGAUGUACGGGAAGGACGUUUCAGUUUUGGUCCUAAUGGUAAUACACUGCUGGGUGCUGCAACGGAGUGGCACAAAGAAGUAGCCAUGGGUUGCAGCGUAGGACCGAAAAGUGGACAUUACAAUGCAACCAUUGGGCCAUUUGUAAAAGUUGAAGGUAUUGAACAAACAUGUUUUCUAACAGUAAGACAUAUGUUCCAGCCUUUUGAUCUAGAUGACCGUCGACUUCAAGGAACCAAACUGAUGCAGCCGGCAGAUGGCGAUACUAAGCCUGAUCCAUACAGCCAAGCUGGGCAUGGAGGACCCGGUUAUGAUAGAGAAUGUGGUGAGGUUUUAACGAGCGCUUUCAAUGAGAGGGUUGAUGCAGCUGUUGUCAGAAUAAAAGCUGAUCGUUCCCCGAGCAGAGGAUACUUUGUUGUUCCUACGGAAAAUGAACUAAAAGUUGCCGGUUUUUCACAUACAAACUUUCCGGCUUUUGAUGAUGGGUCAAUUAUGAAUGCAACCGCAUUCACGACAGAAAACUUUGCUACAGAAAGGGUUGUCAAAUUUGGAAAAACAACCGGAUUAACGAAAGGAUCACUUGAAUUAAACUCCAUGGCAGUAAAAGUUGUGGACGAGGAAGCAUUGGCCUACAGUACAAUGGACGUCUUGUGAGUAAGGUUAUGAAAAAGCAACUGAAAGUUAACUCUCACUCACUGAAGACAUUUUUCCAGCUAGGGGAUUCUGGAUCCGCCGUGUUUUUGGUUGACAAGCAAAAUAAAUUACAUUGUAUUGGGAUGGCAAUUGGUUCAAUGUCCGACCUGUCGUGCCUUGUUACACCCAUACACGUUGUGUUGUCCGAGCUGGAGAAGAAACUAGGCAAGCAAAUUUUACUUAAAAGCUUUGAGAUGGAAAAUAUGCAGUAGAUCUAGAUAUACAAUCGAUUGUGACAAACUGGCAAACUGAAAUAUAUAUCUGAAUUGUUAGUUAUGAUAUUAGGGCCCGGAGUGCAGAUUUUGGCUAAGAUGAUCUUUCUUUAAGUUUGGUAAUAUUAUGAACAUAAGAACAGGAAUUUUUGUUUUCAAAAUUAUCUUUAACAAGAGUGAGGUAAUAUUUGUCUGAAAUUCUAGAUUAGAGGAGGAAGAAGGAUAAUUUAAGAAAUUGAUUUGCUGUGUAUGGUGUGUGUGUGUCUGUC
Messenger RNA from Mercenaria mercenaria, 4329 nucleotides. RefSeq lists its product as uncharacterized. NCBI's taxonomy places the organism in Eukaryota, Metazoa, Mollusca, Bivalvia, Venerida, Veneridae. The transcript has 6 exons. The record is from RefSeq and is a predicted model, not a curated record. The coding region runs from base 508 to 2613 and encodes 701 amino acids.